Molecule: messenger RNA, 675 nt
Organism: Cladocopium goreaui
Lineage: Eukaryota; Dinophyceae; Suessiales; Symbiodiniaceae
Source: the annotation of a GenBank genome assembly
AUGGGCUUCACUGCGGCGGCUUCAUGGGCCCAAGCCUACAAGGCAAAGGCGGUCGAAGUGGGACUCCCUCAAGAUAGGCGGCUUAUUGAUGACAAACCACCCCCCAAGCAUUUUCCAAUUUGGGGCUCUAUUCUCGAUGAUGUGUGGGCUUUAGAUGAGUGCACCUCUGCUGAAGAUCCUCCAGGUGUAGCUUCAAAAUGGUUGGAAGACAUAGCUCAAGCUUGGGGUCGGGAUGGGGUUUUGGAGCAUGAGAAGAAAGCUGUCCGUGGGGUCUUAAAAGAGGAAGUCCAAUGGGUCAUGAUUGAUGGCAAAGAUGGCUGGGCUGGAGUUAGUAUGAGCAAGCGGGCCUUGUUGCUGGAGGCUGGUCUUUACCUCCUGCGGCAGCAGCGUCCUCUUGUUGGAGAAGUAGACAGGUUGAAACGUCCGAGUGAGUGCGGGCAGCGGGUCGUGCACUUGGUGGAUUCAGCUGCAGCAGCUGGAGCGUACACGAAAGGCAGAAGUGCCUCUAGGAACCUUGGUUGCAAAGAGGGUUGGCAAAGGUGUCUGAAACUGCCUACAAGCAACAGCUGCCGGAUAUUUACGUCCGCCUUUGCUCUGGAGCUUUUCGAUCAGGUGAUUUUUGUGAUUGUAUCCUUCGACGAGCAAAUCGCCAGGGCAUUAGUUGCUGCCUUUUAA